UUCUCUUAGCCAAUAUUGGAAUUUUGGGGUCUCCAACAAUCCUCCAUUGCGCAUCUAGAAAUAGAGCAACCACCACAAUAUCCAUGUCAAAUUAUUUGAUGAGAUUAUCAUUCAAUUUCUUCACACCAGGACAGGGCAGGUCAAAGAGUUAUUUUAGAUAGUUAUAGUUUGUAUUGGACAUUUCUCGAUUUCUCCGGAUGUAUGCACCGGUGGUUUUCAACUGUGUCGAAUUCGGAGGGAGUUCCAGAACGCAGUUAUAAACGGUUGGAGCGCGUCCCGUUUGUAGUCUAGUCAGUCAGGCGGUCUGUUAGAUCCCGGAGAGAGAGAGAGAGAGGGAGAGGGCUUGAGUAGGGGACAAAUGAUGGCAAUAGCGAAGAUACCGUGGCUACUUCUCCUCGAGAUGGGAUUGUACGCCAGUUGUUUCGUUUGUGGAAUCGUCACGGCAGCGUCUCUCACUAUCACACAGGGGAGUUUCAGGGGUCUCUGUAUCCUGUACGGGACAGUAAAUCACAACUCGUCAUCAGACUCCAUAUUGGUCCAGACCUCCAGCUCUCCCUCGCUCUGUUACUUUGUCUCUGCUAUCUCAGUCUGUGUAGCAGUGUUCUGUUUCUCUAUAUCACUAUACUGGAUAUAUACAUGCUGCCUGGAUGGAGGGGUUAACAGAGAGUGUCUAUGGCUGAGCGUGACCCUGGUGGUGUGUGGAGUGUUUCUCUUCUUCCUCCUGGUGACGGGCUGUGUGUUGAAGAUAGGAAGAGACUCUCUGUGUGACUCUGUCCUACACGCUGUCCCCAACAUCACCAGCUGUGAAGAGGCUCAGUCUAGGACCUGGAUCAGUCCUUACACUGGAACACAGUUCUACACUGGACUGUACAACGCUGGGACUGCGGUGUGGGUGAACUUCUUUUUCUGGAUUCUGAUUGGCGUGCUGGUGGUGAUCCAGAGAGGUCAAGGGUCAGAGUUCAGAAUGACGGCGGCCGACCCCUUAGCCACGCCCUCUGAGACAGAACCUUUCUUCCCGCGCCCGACCCGGCCCCAGUGACUCAUAACCGUCUCGCCUUACGACCUGUUGGCUAGACACGUGUGGAUGUGUGCAAACACAUGACGGAGACAUGCACACACACACACACGGGGGACGGACACACACACACGGGGGACGGACACACACGUACUCCUCACUGUCUGACCUGUUAGUAGAGAAUGAAUGAACCUCACCCUGUGUAUGUUUUCAGAGAGAGUCCUCCUCACACACACACGUACUGUUCCUGGGGUCAGUGUCUAUGCGGAUCUCUGGUUCUGAGUACUGCGCCCCAGUGAAGCAGAGAUGGCCUAGCUGAUUUAAGGCAGCAUCUGUCUCUUCACUGGGCUAAAGGAUUUAACAAACAUAUACCAUUGGUAACACGUAGUGCCACUGUAGCUUGCUCUGUGGUCCCUCCAUCCACAGUCUUUUCUCUGUGGUCCCUCCAUCCACAGACCUUUCUCUGUGGUCCCUCCAUCCACAGUCCUUUCUCUGUGGUUCCUCCAUCCACAGUCUUUUCUCUGUGGUCCCUCCAUCCACAGUCCUUUCUCUGUGGUCCCUCCAUCCACAGACCUUGCACUGUGUGUGUGUGUGUGUGUGUGUGUGUGUAUCCCACUACGGACCACUGCCAAACCAAGGCUACUGCACCACAGUCAGCUUUCAGCAAUGUCACACUGUCCUACAGACAGACAGACAGACAGACAGACAGACAGACAGACAGACAGACAAGACAGACAAGACAGACAAGACAGACAAGACAGACAAGACAGACAAGACAGACACACCUUAUGUCUUCCUGACUACUAAGACACAAAGCAACCAUUUUGUUACUGCGUUCCCUUUCUGCCUGCACUUACUUAGAUUCUUUUUUUAAUUAUUAAAAAGCAAAAACAUGUAUUUUGUUUGAGUGAAUGAAUUAUUGUUGCCAUUUGCUGAUACUGUAUCGUUGAAUCUUUUUUACAGAGCUUUAUUAAAACAGGUAUCGACCAUCCAAUUAAAGAUACAUUUUGUUUGUCAGA
This is a messenger RNA of Salvelinus namaycush (lake trout), 2034 nucleotides long. Its product is annotated as transmembrane protein 179B-like. The transcript is spliced from 5 exons. The coding region runs from base 359 to 1039 and encodes 226 amino acids. Lineage: Eukaryota; Metazoa; Chordata; Actinopteri; Salmoniformes; Salmonidae. The record is from RefSeq and is a predicted model, not a curated record.